AUGAAGAACGUACAAGGAUUCAAGAUUGAUGACUGGGUUCGGGUUCAUGGUGCCAACAGUCGCUUUGGACUUGAAGGGUCCUAUGUAUCGGCACUAUCAAUGAAUGACCUUCAGCAACUGUCUACGGAUCCCACCCUCGAGGUCGUGAACCGAGACAUGGAGGUCAGCUAUGGCUCUUUCGAGGGUUCUCUUGAGCUCCGCGAGGGCAUAGCCGCAUUGAACUCAUCAGAAGGGUCAAAGCUGACUGCCGAGAAUGUCAUCAUCACACCUUUAUCCAUCAUGGCCAACUACCUGGUCCUGGAUACCAUCUGCCAGAGCCGAGCUUGCAAGAAGAGCGUCGCCGGACCUAACCCGUCUAAUGGGCCGGGGCUUUCCAUGAGGCCGCGGGCAAACACGAUCAGCCAUGUUGACAGCAGCACGAUGAAGAUGAUUGCUGCUGCGAAUGCCUCUGUCCAAGGAGGCAUCCCCCCUACCUAUACCCAUAGCAGACGCCUGAGUCUAGCCGGUUUGCCUAUCCCUAGCUUGGACCGUGGCAUACUAGCAACCAUGGGACAGCGAGGGUUGCAGCACGGGUUGCCUAAGCUGGAGACGAGCACCUUGGGAAGCCUCGACUUUAGCAACGGCCUGAGGACAGCGCCGCCGGUCGCCGCCGCCUUCAACACCGAAUUCGACUUUGAGGGCCUCUUCGGGUCGGGCUCGACGAUAAACCCCGAUGCCCUCCAUUACAAUCGUUCGCCGCAAUUAACGGCCUUGGAACAGGCCUCGCCGUUCGCGCCGCCCAUGAAUGAGACGCCCUCGAGGCAAACCCUCGACGAUAGUUUUGACGGGCUGACUGGUUUCGAGCAUUAG
This is a messenger RNA of Fusarium vanettenii 77-13-4, 849 nucleotides long. RefSeq lists its product as uncharacterized. Lineage: Eukaryota; Fungi; Ascomycota; Sordariomycetes; Hypocreales; Nectriaceae. Bases 1 to 849 code for a protein of 282 amino acids. The record is from RefSeq and is a predicted model, not a curated record. The transcript is spliced from 4 exons.